Epinephelus fuscoguttatus (brown-marbled grouper) is the source of this 1097-nucleotide messenger RNA. RefSeq names its product C-type lectin domain family 3, member A (gene clec3a). Lineage: Eukaryota; Metazoa; Chordata; Actinopteri; Perciformes; Serranidae. The transcript has 4 exons. Bases 66 to 665 code for a protein of 199 amino acids. The record is from RefSeq and is a predicted model, not a curated record.
AAACAACACAUUCAACACGUUCAGAAGAUCAGCUUACAUGAAGGAUCCACUAAGCGGACUCAGACAUGGCACGUCUGGCCCUCCCUGUCCUCCUCGUUCUUUGCUUCUCCUUGCUCCACUUCAGCUCCAGCCGUCCAUCUCGUACCAGGAAGGCUGUGUCGUCUCGUCAGUCCGGAGCUGCUGCAGAAGAAGAUGAUGUGAAGUCCCAGCUGGAGAGGUUGUGGCAGGAGGUGAACUCACUGAAGGAGAUGCAGGCGUUGCAGACAGUCUGUCUCAGAGGCAUCAAAGCUCACAGGAAAUGUUAUCUCACAAUCGAGGAGCCCAAACACUACCAUGAAGCAAACGAAGACUGCAUUGCACAAGGAGGAACUCUUGCAACGCCACGGGACAUGAUGGAAAACAAUGAACUGAGAGACUAUGCAAAGAGGAGCGCCCCAGGAUCCAAGGACUUCUGGAUCGGCGUAGCAGACAUAGUGAAAGAAGGCCAGUAUGUUGAUGUCAACAGCCUGCCAGUCAGCUACUUCAACUGGGACCGCUCCAAGAAGCAGCCCACAGGAACGAAGAGGGAGAGCUGUGUUGCUCUUUCAGUGGUGGCACAGGGAAAGUGGUACGAUGAGGUGUGUCGCAGCCUCAAAAAGUACAUCUGUGAAUAUGUCAUCCCCUGAGAAGACAGGAGUGGGUAUUGGCAACUUGGUGAUCACUUAUACGGGUCAUUGAUUAAAAAUGUGUUGUCAAAUCUGUGCUAAUUCAUGUGUCUCUAUGGUAUAUGAUCAGGUUGAUAAUUGUCUUUAAUACACACUGUGGUAGCCUCAUUAUCAAACUAAACUAACAGACCCAUAUAAUACAUUUUCUGAUUUACUGACUGAAAAGGCGACAUGUAUAGUCUUGUACUGCUAAACUAAUACUAAAAUACUACAGAUGAAUGUAUCACUAUAAGUGUAUUGCUGUGUAUGACACGAAGGAUAAAAAUGCAUUCCAAUACACUGCAUGAUCUCUACAUAACCCUCUAUGAAACUGUCAAGAGCAGAACAUGCAUCUCUGCUUCCUGCUGGUACAGAUGUCCACUUAUUUGGUGACCAUAAACAAUAAGGAAGUUA